Messenger RNA from Megalobrama amblycephala (Wuchang bream), 1088 nucleotides. RefSeq names its product ankyrin repeat domain 22 (gene ankrd22). The transcript has 7 exons. The record is from RefSeq and is a predicted model, not a curated record. The coding region runs from base 61 to 699 and encodes 212 amino acids. Gene Ontology annotation, molecular function: protein binding. NCBI's taxonomy places the organism in Eukaryota, Metazoa, Chordata, Actinopteri, Cypriniformes, Xenocyprididae.
GCUACACACCUCAAUACCUGAACGAUACUGAUUGCGUCAUUACGUAUGCGUCAUCGUUAAAUGACCACACCUUUAUCUGAAGCUCUGUUUUACACUGUUCCCACAGUGACAAGAGGAAACCAAAUGGGGAUCUUGUACUCAGAGCCCAUGUGUCAGGCAGCUUAUGAUGAUGACGUCCACAAGUUGAAAGAACUGAUCUCAGCCGAUGCCAGAAAUGUAAAUGUUCAAGAUGAAGGAACGGGAGACACACCGAUUAUAGCCGCCUGUAGACAGGGAAACCUCAGGAGUGUCAAAUACCUUCUAGAUUACAAUGCAAAUGUGUCCAUUAGGAAUAAGAAAGAAAGAACUUGUUUGCACUAUGCUACGAGAAGAACAUUCUCCUUCCUGGACUACCUGAUGAUUGCCAUCUUAAUGCCUAUCUUGUUAAUUGGUUAUCUUAUAAUGGAAGAGAAGCAAAGAAAAAAUGUGAAAUUGAUGGAGUUUCUUUUGGCCACUAAGGUGGAUGUAAAUGCUGUAGACUAUAAGGGGAACACUGGACUUCACUAUGCAUGCCAAAGAAAAAGUCAAAGGAUUGUUCCAUUGUUAUUGCAGAAAAAUGCAGAUGUUUCUAUACAGAACAAAAAUCACGAAACUCCUCUUGAUAUUGCAAAGAGACUAAAAUUCCACAAAAUUGUUACAAUGUUAACAAAAUCAAAUUGAGUAUUAAUGGAGGACAUUAGAGAACAGAGACUUGUUUCAUGUGCAGCAGCAGUGUGGUCCUUUACAAUUCACCAGCUGAGUUUAGAUUGGGUUUGCACCAAUUACCACAAUUUUUAUACUUUUUGCAUCACAAUUGUUACACUUUGUUAUAAAAAUACAUUUCUCAGAAAGAUGUUGCCAUACUAAUUUCUAUUUAAACAUAUUGGAUUUCCUGUUUUGUAAAUUAAUGAGUAAAAGUUUCUUAUAUAUUGUAUAUUGAUAAUUGAAUGUACUGUAUAUUCAGGUUGUUUUAAUGUGUUAAAGUUUGUUUUUAUCACUGUAAGUUAUAAUAUGGAUUUGGUUUGUGCCUUGUUUGUUGGUUUAAAAAAUAAAACUUCUUACUAAAGGAA